UUGACACAUCUCCUUGUCUCUCCUCUCAUCUCUCAACCCAAACUACCCCACCCCCACACACACCAUAAUGUCGUCCGGCUGGGAAGUCCGAUUCUCAAACUCGCGCCAGUUGCCCUACUUCUACAACGCGCAGACCUCGCAGUCGACCUGGGACGCACCCGAGGGCCUCUCGGACGCGCAGAUCCAGGCUCUGCCUGGUGCCAAGUACCUCUCUGGUGCGCCGCCCAAGCCUGAGGGGCAGGUCCGCGCGAGCCACAUUCUCGCCAAGCACUCGGGCUCGAGAAGGCCCAGCUCGUGGAAGCAGGCAAACGUGACCCGCUCGCUCGACGACGCGCGCUCCAUCAUCGAGGGCCACAUCGCACACCUUGCCCCCUUGAGCCCCGAGCAGCGUGCAGCCGAGUUUGCACGCAUCGCGAGCACCGAGUCGGACUGCUCGUCGGCACGCAAGGGUGGUGACCUUGGCUGGUUUGGCCGUGGCGCCAUGCAGAAGAGCUUCGAGGACGGAACCUACGCGCUCGAGGUCGGCGAGCUCUCACCCGUUAUCGUGUCCGACUCUGGCGUGCACGUCAUCCUCCGUACCGGCUAGUAGCCGCGCGCAUUAGGAAAGAGAAAUCUGGGGCCCUUUGUCGUCGAAUGCAGUGAUUCCUGAC
This is a messenger RNA of Vanrija pseudolonga, 650 nucleotides long. It is a transcript of the gene ESS1, whose product is annotated as Peptidyl-prolyl cis-trans isomerase ESS1. The transcript has 3 exons. The record is from RefSeq and is a predicted model, not a curated record. Gene Ontology annotation, molecular function: peptidyl-prolyl cis-trans isomerase activity; protein binding. NCBI's taxonomy places the organism in Eukaryota, Fungi, Basidiomycota, Tremellomycetes, Trichosporonales, Trichosporonaceae. The coding region runs from base 68 to 586 and encodes 172 amino acids. Gene Ontology annotation, cellular component: cytosol; nucleus.